Dothidotthia symphoricarpi CBS 119687 is the source of this 1003-nucleotide messenger RNA. RefSeq names its product acyl-CoA N-acyltransferase. The transcript has a single exon. The record is from RefSeq and is a predicted model, not a curated record. NCBI's taxonomy places the organism in Eukaryota, Fungi, Ascomycota, Dothideomycetes, Pleosporales, Dothidotthiaceae. Gene Ontology annotation, molecular function: acyltransferase activity, transferring groups other than amino-acyl groups. The coding region runs from base 28 to 744 and encodes 238 amino acids.
UUCGACUCUAAUCCAACGACACACACUAUGUGCUGCGAAUGGCUGCUGUCGAAGGCGAAGCCUUCUGAUUCAGCUGCGAUAGCGUCGCUCUUUGCACUCUCUUGGACUUCGCCCUUCACCCGGCUUCAGUUCGGGAAUGUCGACGCCCAGGCUCUCAGCACAACGAUGGCACCUUUCAUUGAACAGCAAAUAAAGCAACAGAACAGACAAUUCGUUGUGAUUCGCCAACCUGCCACAGAUGAGGUUGUAGCUGUAGCACAGUGGACCUUGCCUGUCGCCAAAGCCUUGAGCGAGGAUGAAGAAACACCAGAAGAGAACAACGAGCGACAGCAAUUUGAGGACGAAGCAUAUAGGAAGAAGCUACCAGAUAGUAGCAACAAAGAUCUGAUUUUGGAGUUCACCGUCGGUUUGAGAGAGCUGAAACAGCAGGUCCUCCAAGGACGGCAACACUUUCUGCUAGAGAACGUUGCAACACACCCUGAUUUCCGAGGGAGGGGCUUCGCAAGGAGAUUGGUUGAAUGGGUGUUCCCUCAGGCUGACGUACUAAACGUGCUGGUCUACCUCGAUACAGCGUCCGACAACCCUGCGAUGCGUUUGUACCAGAAAUUAGGGUUUGAGGAAAAAGGCCGUCACACUAUCCAGGACUUGAGCAAGUUCGUCACGAGCCAGGAGUUGGAGGUACAUGGAGCAAGCAAUGAUCAUACCCACGUUGCGUUUAUAAGGUAUCCAAACUGCGUCAGUUGAUGACUUACUCGGCGUUGGAGAAUGCAUGCAUUCGCUCCCUCUUGCAGCGACACUCAGACACGCUCUAUUUUGUGUGACAUUCAUCGUUACUGAGAGGGAACCAUCAUGCCAAUUUGUCAUGUAGUCACUUGCGAGAGCUCAUGCCCUGAUUCUAAGUCCCUGCGAACUCUACAGACUGCCUGGAAGAAUGAUUCUCUGCGUUGUAAUUUUGCUAUAUGUAUUUAUCAACACAUAUAUCUGCUACAUACGACCAUAGGAG